AGGUAACGUGUGUAAAAGACUACUCGAAAACAAAGCGUUUGAUAAUACACUAUCGCUGGACUUGUGACACAAGUUCUAAAAAACAUUGUUGUCAUCGUAGAGAAAGGAAACAACACAGCAUACGAUGACAGAAUUUAUACCAGACACCCUGCAGACCCAGGAGUCCCAGCUGGCCUGCUGUGAAGAGUCAACCAUGCGAACGCACGCAUCUCUCGUAGACUCCAGCUCCCCAUCUCCAGCUCACAUCCAGGACAGCCCACAGGCUCUUCUCUUGGCUCAAGAGUCCCCUGAGGUGAACCUGGAUGAUGCAUGUCAUGAUCAGGACAAAGAGGACGUAGUUCCAGCUGUCGUUGUCACAAAGACCAGUGAGACAUCAGAGCUGAGCAGAGGCCCUGGGACAGCACAGGACGAGCGAGCAGAGACCGAGUCUCCGUGUGGUCACUCCAGUGUUGACCAGCACUGCAGUGAUGCAGCAUAUCUCAACUGCUCAGACCUCCAGUCCCUGCGCAGCGAUACGUUGUCCUUGGCCAGUGAGGCUGCUAUCUCAGCAAAGAGUGAUGAACAGGAGGAUGAUAUCCAGAGUGUCACUGCAUCUUCCAUCACAUCUCUGUUCCACCGUCUUCAGAUGGAUCCUUUGGAGAGGGAUUGGCAGCGCUGUGCAGCUCUGGGAAACACUCCUGCCCUCCACCAGCUCCUGGAGCAGGACCCAACGCUGGCCUCUAGAAAGACAGCGCUCCACUGGGCAGCCAAGCAGGGCCGUCUGGAGACAGUGGACAUGAUGGCCAGGGCCGGCGCGGACGUCAACCUGAGAUCGGGUUACACUGCACUCCACUUGGCUGCCCUGCAUGGACACCCACACAUCGUCCAGCUCCUCAUCAAUAGCUACAAUGCCAAGGCCAACAUCAGAGACUACCAUGGGAAAAUGGCGGUGCAUUACUGGACUGGCAGCACAGAUGUCUUCAAUAAGCCAGGCUCUCAGUCAGGUGGGAAGUGGUCAAGGGGCCGGCGAGGCCAGAGAUACACACACUUCUCCUCUCUGCUGCUGUCCCGCUCCCGCAGCCAAGGCCACCUGAACAUGGAGCUGGACGCCCAGCCGCUGUAGCUGAAGGGGAGCCCCCGUCCUGAGGCUGCCCACUCACACGUCCACUCAGGGAACUCACCCGGGAGCUGAGGGCCUUCCCAUCAUACUGGUCUUUCUCACGUCACGCCACAACAAAAACCAGACAUCUCAUGUUUAACUUCAGUGAAGCUCAGACCUCUAUUAUGGCAUGUAUUAAAAAAGUAAAACAGGUUUUGGGGAAACGUUAUGAAUAUAACCUUGGUUCUCUGAAGGAGAACAGGAGACGUUAGCCAAUGGGAAGUCAUCACAGCAUGACUUCAUUGAUCUGAACCAAUG
Molecule: messenger RNA, 1396 nt
Organism: Sardina pilchardus (European sardine)
Lineage: Eukaryota; Metazoa; Chordata; Actinopteri; Clupeiformes; Clupeidae
Product: ankyrin repeat and SOCS box protein 14
Exons: 9
Coding region: 125-1102 (325 amino acids)
Molecular function (GO): protein binding
Source: RefSeq, a predicted model, not a curated record